CCCGGCUCUCCCUGCGUGGACGAGGGUGGGAAGCAAAUCUUGCCCUACAACCCGGUGUUUAGGGUUCUCAAGAUGGUGGUGGCGAAGUCGGAGGUCCGCAGGGACGCCGCUACAUACUUUCGUGCAGCCAGACCCUGGCCCUCGUUGAUCACCGUCCUGGGGCUGGGCUACUUCGCGUGGGUUGUCUUCUGGCCUCAGAGUGUCCCUUAUCAGAGCCUUGGACCCCUGGGUCCCUUUACAAAGUACUUGGUGGACCACCAUCACACCCUCCUAAGAAAUGGGUAUUGGCUUACUUGUCUGAUUCAUGUGGGAGAGUCCAUAUAUGCCAUGGUGUUGUGCAAGCAUAAAGGAAUCACAGACGGCCAGGCCCAGCUCCUCUGGUUCCUACAGACUUUCUUCUUUGGCAUAGCUUCUCUUUCCAUCCUGAUCGCUUACCGACCAAAGCAAAAAAAACACAAUUGAAGGAGCUAGCCGAGUUUCUUUUCCACUUCUUUAAGCCCUCCUUUCUGUGGGUCCUGCUUUCUGGGAUGACCUCUUUGCCUUCUAGGCAGGGUCUGUCACAGAAACCUGUCUAAACUGUCAAAAUUGCACUUAUUUGGGGUGCUCUGACCAAACUUGGAUAGACCAUUUGUUGUUUAAGAAAGACCCUGCCAUUCCAGCUCUGCAGAUGACCUGCUUGGAGAAGGCCUUGGGCCUCUUUCCUGAGGUCCUUGGCCAAGGCACUUUCCUUUGGUGUCUUUUGGCUAAGACACAAACUGGAUUAUUUUUUUUAUAGGUUCACCCUUGCCCUUCCUUCAGACUAAUGCUCCCUCCCCUCCUCCCCACUGAUACUAUCCUCUUGUGUCUUUUGGCUAAGACACAAACUGGAUUAUUUUUUUUAUAGGUUCACCCUUGCCCUUCCUUCAGACUAAUGCUCCCUCCCCUCCCCACUGAUAGCUUUCCACCCCCACCUUUCCCCCUGGUUUGGGACUAAGAUAAAGUAAAACUUCCAUAUUACCAGUUCCACACGAAGCAGGAUCUUAUCCACACACACACACAGAGUCGCCACCCCACCCCGCACCCCGUUUCUAUUUCUCCAGCUACAGAAAAAGAUAAAAACAAAGCAAGUGCCUGGCAUAGAAACUGGAGGGACCUGCUGAGCCCGAGUCGGGAACAUUGGGGGUGUCCUCCCUGAUGCUGUGUACCAGAGGAGGUGACUGUUAAGUUGGAAGCGUAGCCCCCAGCCCCCAGUCCUGAGAGCUGUAUUGGUCUGGACUCCAAAUCCCAGAGUAUUUAUGUGAGCUCCCAAAGGAGAAACACGUGGUCCUUUUUCUUUCCUCAUUGACUCCCGGUUCCCCCUCAGGGCCACCUGAGAGUGCAGGAAUCCCAUUAAACCUGGAUAUUUCUUAAUUUGGCUUGUUUUGAUUUGGCUUGUGUUAUGAGCUGGGGGACUUCAGUUCCAGGUUCUUUUCAAGUAAUAUCUAUGAGGACUCUGUGCCCUUCUCCCCAGAGAGUGAUGAGUGACCAGACCAAGCAAGAGAAUUGUUUUUAUAAUUAUUCUUUACUAGCAACUUCAAUAUCCAAUGCAUCAAUGGGGUUUACAAUCUUAAUAGGCAUGGGGGGUUGAUAAUGGGCAACACACAGGCAACUCAAUAUCACAAUUAUUAAUCCUACUAAACCUAAUACAUAAAACCAAUUCAUAACCUUAAUCUAACUUAUCACUUAUUCAUAAAACACUUCUUAACCUUAAUACAGAUUAUCCAUUACUUAUCUAUAAAACACUUCUUAACCUUAAUACAGAUUAUCCAUUACUUAUCUAUAAAACACUUCUUAAUCUUAAUACAGAUUAUCCAUUACUUAUCUAUAAAACACUUCUUAACCUUAACUUAUCCAUUAACAUUUCCUAAUCUUAUC
Molecule: messenger RNA, 1893 nt
Organism: Chionomys nivalis (European snow vole)
Lineage: Eukaryota; Metazoa; Chordata; Mammalia; Rodentia; Cricetidae
Gene: Tmem254
Product: transmembrane protein 254
Exons: 4
Coding region: 73-462 (129 amino acids)
Source: RefSeq, a predicted model, not a curated record